GGCAGGACGGCCCGGCGCUGGGGUGAGCCCGGGACGGCUGGGCGAGGUGAGGAGCGCAGCCUGGGAGCGCUGCAACAUGGCCUCCUCCUCCUCCUCCUGCUCCUUCCCCUCGCGUUCCGCGGCACGGGGCGGCAGGGACCAGUCUGACACAAAUGCAAGUUACCUGAGAGCAGCUCGAGCUGGCAACUUGGAAAAGGCUCUUGACUACUUAAAAAAUGGAGUGGACAUCAACAUCUCAAAUCAGAAUGGGUUGAAUGCUCUCCAUCUGGCUUCCAAAGAAGGGCAUGUAGAGGUUGUCUCUGAGCUGAUCCAGCGAGGUGCCAGUGUGGAUGCAGCCACAAAGAAAGGAAACACAGCACUGCACAUAGCAUCCCUCGCUGGACAAGCCGAAGUCGUCAAAGUGCUGGUUACAAAUCGGGCCAAUGUCAAUGCACAGUCUCAGAAUGGCUUCACUCCAUUGUACAUGGCAGCCCAAGAAAACCACCUGGAGGUUGUUAAGUUUCUUCUUGACAAUGGUGCCAGUCAAAGCCUUGCCACAGAGGAUGGUUUCACACCUCUGGCAGUAGCUUUGCAGCAAGGCCAUGACCAGGUGGUUUCCCUGCUGCUGGAAAAUGACACCAAGGGGAAGGUUCGCCUGCCCGCCCUCCACAUCGCGGCUCGCAAGGACGACACCAAGGCGGCAGCUCUGCUCCUGCAGAACGACCACAACGCUGAUGUGGAGUCCAAGAGUGGGUUCACUCCCCUCCACAUAGCUGCUCACUAUGGGAAUAUCAAUGUAGCCACAUUGCUGUUAAAUCGGGGUGCUGCCGUGGACUUCACUGCAAGGAAUGAUAUCACACCGUUGCACGUUGCCUCAAAAAGGGGAAAUGCAAAUAUGGUCAAACUCCUACUUGAUCGAGGAGCUAAAAUUGAUGCCAAAACAAGGGAUGGGCUGACCCCCCUCCACUGUGGAGCAAGAAGUGGCCAUGAACAGGUUGUAGAAAUGCUGCUGGAUCGUGGUGCCCCUAUUCUUUCCAAAACCAAGAAUGGUUUGUCUCCAUUGCACAUGGCAACACAAGGGGAUCAUCUAAACUGUGUUCAGCUCCUGAUCCAGCACAACGUGCCUGUGGACGAUGUCACCAAUGACUACCUGACCGCGCUGCAUGUCGCUGCCCACUGUGGCCACUACAAAGUCGCCAAGGUUCUCUUGGACAAGAAAGCUAAUCCUAAUGCCAAAGCACUGAAUGGUUUUACACCUCUUCACAUUGCCUGCAAGAAGAACAGAAUAAAAGUAAUGGAACUUCUUCUAAAGCACGGUGCAUCAAUUCAAGCUGUAACUGAGUCGGGCCUAACUCCAAUCCAUGUUGCUGCCUUCAUGGGACAUGUAAAUAUUGUAUCACAGCUAAUGCAUCAUGGAGCAUCCCCCAACACGACCAAUGUGAGAGGAGAGACAGCGCUGCACAUGGCAGCCAGGGCUGGCCAGACCGAGGUCGUGCGGUACCUGGUGCAGAACGGAGCCCAGGUGGAGGCCAAAGCCAAGGAUGACCAAACCCCGCUGCACAUUUCUGCCCGCCUGGGCAAGGCAGACAUCGUGCAGCAGCUGCUGCAGCAGGGAGCAUCUCCCAAUGCAGCCACCACGUCAGGCUACACGCCCCUGCACCUCUCUGCUCGGGAAGGGCACGAAGAUGUAGCUUCUGUUCUUCUGGAUCAUGGUGCAUCUCUGUCUAUCAUCACCAAGAAAGGAUUCACUCCACUGCAUGUGGCUGCAAAGUACGGGAAAAUCGAGGUAGCCAACCUCCUGCUUCAGAAGAAUGCAUCUCCUGAUGCUUCUGGCAAGAGCGGUUUAACACCACUGCAUGUAGCUGCACACUACGAUAAUCAAAAGGUGGCCCUCCUCCUGUUGGACCAGGGAGCUUCGCCUCAUGCCUCUGCCAAGAAUGGUUACACGCCCCUGCACAUAGCUGCCAAGAAGAACCAGAUGGACAUAGCGACCACCCUGCUGGAGUACGGCGCCGACGCCAACGCCGUCACGCGGCAGGGCAUCGCCCCGCUGCACCUCGCCUCCCAGGACGGCCACGUGGACAUGGUGUCACUGCUCCUCUCCAGAAACGCCAACGUCAACCUCAGCAACAAGAGUGGACUGACGCCCCUCCACCUGGCUGCCCAAGAGGACAGGGUCAAUGUAGCUGAGGUUCUGGUUAACCAGGGAGCUGCUGUUGAUGCACAGACAAAGAUGGGAUACACUCCUUUGCACGUUGGCUGCCACUACGGAAACAUAAAAAUCGUGAACUUCCUUCUGCAGCAUUCUGCAAAAGUCAACGCCAAAACGAAGAACGGGUACACGCCGCUGCACCAGGCGGCGCAGCAGGGGCACACCCACAUCAUCAACGUCCUGCUCCAGCACGGCGCCGCGCCCAACGAGCUCACUGUGAAUGGAAACACUGCCCUCGCCAUUGCUAAGCGACUUGGCUACAUUUCAGUUGUUGACACGCUGAAGGUGGUGACAGAGGAGACCAUGACUACAAUUACUGUUACAGAAAAGCACAAAAUGAAUGUACCAGAAACCAUGAAUGAAGUUCUUGAUAUGUCUGAUGAUGAAGUUCGUAAAGCCAAUGCCCCUGAAAUACUCAGUGAUGCUGAAUAUUUGUCAGAUGUUGAAGAAGGUGAGGAUGCAAUGACAGGCGAUACAGACAAGUACCUGGGACCCCAGGAUCUGAAAGAGCUGGGAGAUGAUUCUCUGCCUGCUGAAGGAUACAUGGGCUUCAGCCUGGGAGCCCGCUCCGCCAGCCUCCGCUCCUUCAGUUCGGAUAGGUCCUACACGCUCAACAGGAGCUCCUAUGCCCGGGACAGCAUGAUGAUUGAGGAGCUGCUGGUGCCAGCCAAGGACCAGCACCUGACGUUUCAAAGGGAGUUUGAUUCUGAUUCCCUCAGGCACUAUAGCUGGGCUGCAGACACCUUGGACAAUGUUAACCUUGUUUCCAGUCCCAUCCAUUCUGGUUUCCUGGUUAGUUUCAUGGUGGAUGCCCGCGGGGGCUCCAUGAGGGGCAGUCGGCACCACGGCAUGCGGAUCAUCAUCCCGCCGCGGAAGUGCACGGCGCCCACGCGCAUCACCUGCCGCCUGGUCAAGAGGCACAAGCUGGCCAGCCCACCACCCAUGGUUGAAGGAGAAGGAUUGGCAAGUCGGCUUGUAGAGAUGGGGCCAGCAGGGGCACAGUUUUUAGGCCCUGUCAUAGUGGAAAUCCCACAUUUUGGAUCAAUGCGAGGCAAGGAACGAGAGCUGAUCGUACUCCGGAGUGAGAACGGUGAAACGUGGAAGGAGCACCAAUAUGACAGCAAACAUGAAGACUUAACUGAAAUACUUAAUGGCAUGGAUGAAGAGCUGGACAGUGCGGAGGAGCUGGAGAAGAAGCGGAUCUGCAGGAUCGUCACCAAGGAUUUCCCCCAGUACUUCGCCGUCGUUUCCCGGAUCAAGCAGGAGAGCAACCAGAUCGGGCCCGAGGGCGGCGUGCUGAGCAGCACCACGGUGCCACGGGUGCAGGCCGCCUUCCCCGAGGGGGCUCUGACCAAGAGGAUCCGCGUGGGGCUCCAGGCUCAACCAGUUCCAGAAGAGAUUGUCAAAAAAAUCCUUGGAAACAAAGCAACAUUCAGUCCCAUUGUCACUGUGGAGCCAAGAAGAAGAAAAUUCCAUAAGCCAAUAACCAUGACAAUUCCUGUGCCACCUCCAUCAGGAGAAGGAGUAACCAACGGGUACAAAGGAGACACGACUCCCAGCCUUCGACUCCUAUGUAGCAUUACAGGAGGCACUUCGCCCGCGCAGUGGGAGGAUAUCACCGGCACCACGCCGCUGACGUUUUCCAACGACUGCGUCUCCUUCACCACCAAUGUUUCUGCCAGAUUUUGGCUCGCAGACUGCCACCAAGUACUAGAGACUGUUGGGCUGGCAACACAGCUUUACAGAGAAUUGAUAUGUGUUCCUUACAUGGCAAAGUUUGUGAUAUUUGCCAAAAUGAAUGACCCCGUGGAAUCCAAUUUGCGCUGCUUCUGCAUGACUGACGACAAAGUGGACAAAACUUUGGAGCAACAAGAGAACUUUGAGGAAGUUGCCAGAAGCAAAGACAUUGAGGUUCUUGAAGGAAAACCUAUUUAUGUUGAUUGCUAUGGAAAUCUGGCCCCUUUGACUAAAGGAGGACAGCAACUUGUUUUUAAUUUUUAUGCUUUCAAAGAAAAUAGACUGCCAUUCUCUAUAAAGGUAAGAGACACCAGCCAGGAACCCUGUGGUCGAUUAUCAUUUUUGAAAGAACCAAAGACUACAAAAGGACUGCCACAAACAGCUGUUUGCAACUUGAAUAUCACUCUGCCAGCACACAAAAAGGAAACAGAGUCAGAUCAAGAUGAUGAGACGGAGAAGGCUGACCGGCGCCAGAACUUCGUCUCCCUUGCUUUACGUAAGCGCUACAGCUAUCUGACUGAGCCUGGAAUGAAAACAGUUGAACGGAGUGCAGGAGCAACAAGAUCCCUACCUGCUACUUACUCAUACAAGCCAUUCUUUUCAACACGGCCAUAUCAGUCAUGGACAACAGCUCCAAUUACAGUGCCUGGGCAAACCAAAUCAGGCUUCACUUCCUUAUCAAGCUCUUCCUCUAACACUCCUACAGCUUCCCCAUUAAAAUCAAUAUGGUCUGUUUCUUCUACUUCUCCAAUCAAAUCCACGUUAGGAGCUUCUACCACGUCUUCAGUUAAAUCUGUUAGUGAUGUAGCAUCUCCGAUUAGAUCGUUUCGGACAAUCUCUUCGCCAAUAAAAACUGUGGUCUCUCAGCCUCCCUACAACAUGCAGGUUACUUCAGGCUCAUUCAUCAGAGCUCCCGCAGUCACAGAAGCUGCCAGUCUCAAAGGGCUGGCCUCCACUACCACAUUCCCCUCUCGGACAUCUCCAGUGACUACAGCAGGAUCUCUCUUGGAGAGAUCAUCCAUAACCAUGACACCUCCAGCAUCCCCCAAAUCCAACAUUAACAUGUACUCUUCGAGCUUGCCGCUUAAAUCGGUCAUCACAUCAGCAUCCUCGCUUUUGUCGUCCCCUCUAAAGUCAGUGGUGUCACCUGCUAAGUCAGCAGUUGAUGCUGUUUCAUCCACUAAAGUCAUGAUGGCCUCGUCUCUCUCGUCGCCAGCAAAACAUGUAGCUGGACACACAGAUGUACCAUUGCUCAAUGGGUCUGUGUCACCUCUGAAAUACCCAUCUUCUGCCAACUUAAUAAACGGAUCCAAAGCUGCAGGUGUUUUUCAAGACAAGAUCUCUGCAGCUGCUCAUUCUGCAACUUGUGCUGCUAACGCAGUUGCUGACACGGCUGAGAGAGUGUUUUCAACAGCUACAACAAUGUCAUUUUCUCCACUCAGGUCAUUUGUGUCUUCAGCACCAUCAGCUUUCCAGUCAAUGAGAACUCCUCCCGCAGGUGCUUUGUACACAGCCCUUGGGUCAAUAUCUGCAACUACCUCAUCAGUAACUUCAUCAACAAUAACAGUGCCAGUAUAUUCUGUAGUCAAUGUUUUGUCUGAACCAGCAUUAAAGAAGCUCCCAGAGUCGUCUUCGCUUACAAAAUCAGCCGCUGCAUUACUGUCGCCUAUUAAAACAUUGACUACAGAGGCGCGCACGCAGCCUACCUUUACCCGAACUUCAUCUCCAAUAAAAUCAUCCUUGUUUUUAGCACCCUCUGCUCUCAAAUUGUCCACACCAUCUUCCUUAUCCUCCAGUCAGGAGAUACUGAAAGAUGUUGCUGAAAUGAAAGAGGAUCUGAUAAGAAUGACUGCAAUAUUGCAGACAGAUGUCGCAGAGGACAAGCCGUUCCAACCUGACAUACCAAAAGAGGGUAGAAUUGAUGAUGAAGAGCCCUUUAAAAUUGUUGAGAAAGUAAAAGAGGACUUAGUAAAAGUUAGUGAGAUUCUGAAAAAGGAUGUGUGUUUAGAAAGUAAAGGGUCGGCUAAAGUACCCAAAAGUGAUCAAGGACACCUGUCUGAGGAUGACUGGGUAGAGUUCAGUACAGAGGAGAUUGAUGAAGCGAGACAGCAAGCUUUGACAAGCCCUCCUAUAUCUGUUCCAGAGAAGGUCCAAAUUAAAACUAAAACCGUGUCGGAAAAGGAUUAUAGCUUGUCAAAAGUUAUUGAUUACUUAGCGAAUGAUAUCGGUAGCAGUUCAUUAACAAACAUAAAGUACAAGUUUGAAGAGGGGAAAAAAGAAGGUGAAGAGAGACAAAAGCGCAUUUUAAAACCAGCCAUCGCUUUGCAGGAACAUAAACUUAAAAUGCCUCCAGCUUCCAUGAGGCCUUCAACAUCGGAAAAGGAGUUAUGUAAAAUUGCAGACUCCUUUUUUGGAACAGACACUAUUUUAGAGUCUCCAGAUGACUUUUCUCAACAUGAUCAAGAUAAAAGUCCCUUGUCUGACAGUGGCUUUGAAACGAGGAGCGAAAAGACACCUUCUGCCCCACAAAGUGCUGAAAGCACAGGGCCAAAACCACUUUUCCACGAUGUGCCCAUCCCUCCCGUCAUUACAGAAACAAGAACUGAAGUAGUUCAUGUCAUCCGCAGCUACGAACCGUCUUCGGAAGACAUUCCAGAGCAGAAGGCAGAGGAGCUACCAGCCUCAAAACCUUCCCCUACGUUUAUGGAGCUGGAGCAAAAACCUUCUGGGUCCAUUAAAGAGAAGGUUAAAGCUUUUCAAAUGAAAGCCAGUGGCAGUGAAGAGGACGACCAUAAGUGCAUCCUUAGUAAAGGUGUCCGAGUAAAAGAAGAAACUCAUAUCACCACAACAACUAGGAUGGUUUAUCAUAAACCUCCGUGCACAGAAAGUACCUCUGAAAGAAUUGAGGAAACAAUGUCUGUUCAUGACAUAAUGAAAGCCUUUCAGUCUGGACGUGACCCUUCCAAAGAACUGGCAGGUCUGUUUGAACAUAAAUCAUCAGUAUCGUCCGAUGUUAGCAAGUCUGCUGAAACUUCACCACAACAUGCAGAGAAGGACAGCAAAAUGAAACCCAAACUGGAGCGAAUAAUAGAGGUCCAUAUUGAACAAGGUAAUCAGGCUGAACCUACUGAAGUCAUUAUUAGAGAAACAAAAAAGCAUCCAGAAAAAGAAAUGUAUGUGUAUCAGAAAGACUUACCUCGGGGAGAUAUUAACUUAAAAGAGUUGGAAAAACAUGAUGCUUUUCCUUGUUCAGACGAACAAGGUCAGCAAGAAGAAGAGGAGCUCACGGCCGAAGAGUCACUUCCUUCUUACCUGGAAUCCUCUAGAGUUAACACUCCCGUGUCCCAGGAAGAAGACAGUCGCCCUAGUUCUGCUCAACUCAUGUCUGAUGACUCUUACAAAACACUGAAGCUUUUGAGUCAGCACUCAGUAGAAUACCAUGAUGAUGAGUUGUCAGAACUAAGAGGGGAGUCUUACAGGUUUGCUGAGAAAAUGCUUCUUUCAGAAAAGCUAGAUGUGUCUCAUUCUGAUACUGAGGAGUCAGUUACUGACCAUGCUCUACCCCUUAGUGCAGAGUUACAGGGGACUGAUAAACGAUGCAGAGAAAAAGUAGCUACUGCCCCCAAAAAAGAGAUUCUCUCCAAAAUCUAUAAAGAUGUAUCUGAAAAUGGUGUAGGUAAAAUGUCUAAGGAGGAUCAUUAUGAUAAAGUGACAGUGUUACACUACACUGGAGAUGUUAGUAGUCACAAACAUGCAAUGUGGAUGCGCUUUACUGAGGACAGAUUAGACAGAGGUAGAGAAAAGUUGAUAUAUGAAGACAGGGUGGACAGGACUGUUAAAGAGGCAGAAGAAAAACUGACUGAAGUAUCCCAGUUUUUUCGGGAUAAAACAGAGAAGUUGAAUGAUGAGCUACAGUCUCCAGAGAAAAAGCAGCAUAAAAAAAAUGGCAAGGAAAUACAUUCUAGCCAGAGCUCUGCCAGCAGCAGCCCCGAGAAAGUUCUGCUCUCUGAAUUGCCAUCAUCUGGGGAUGAAUGGAGUAAGGUGAAGCAGUAUGCACAUGAUGGGAAGUGCUUUCCCAAGGUGGAUGAAAGGAAAGCAUCCAGUUUGCCCAGCAGUCCUGAAAAAAGGAUAUAUGUGCAACCUGCAGAGGACUCUAAAAGAACUAUGGAACACAAAGGAAGUGCUCAGCAGACUGGAGUGCCUGAGACUGGAUUUCAGCUGAAGCAAUCAAAGCUCAGUUCCAUUAGGCUUAAAUUUGAGCAAGGUAUAAGUCCCAGAAGUAAGGACGUAACUCAAGAAGAAAAAAAGCUGGAUGGUCAGUCCAAAAUUCCAGUUAAAAAAUUGCAAGAAAGUAAGUUACCAGUGUAUCAGUCCUAUUCAAGAGAGAAACACGCAAAGCAAAUAGAGGUCAUUGAUGGGAGCACAGCUUUACAGAAAGAGGUGAAAAUACAGGAAGACCUUCUUCCAGGUAAAGGGAAAGCUGUGGAAGACUCUCGUGCUUCAGACACACAAAGAACUGAGAUGAGGAAAGGCGUGCCAGAAUGCAUUUCAGAACCACGGGCCAAAGACCUGGCAUAUGGCUCAGACUCAACAACGAAGGGACACUGGGACAAAAAAAUCUAUAGGACAUGGGAAAGUCCUGGAACUUCUAAUCAUAAAACACAGAAGGAAAAGCUUUCACAUGUGCUGGUUCCAGAUACAGUAAAAGAAAACCAUGUUGAUCAUGCUGAAUCUAAAACUGAUGAAAAAAGUGAAUUUAUCACUGUGACAGAGCACAAAGUGGCCUCAAAUGGAAUCCAUUCAGAAGAAGUAAAGGAAGUGACUGUAAAAUCCCCCUCAAAAAGGGUUUUAUACAGAGAAUUUGUUGUCAGGGAUGGGGAACAAAAUGGUGAAGUGGCUGAUAAAAUAUCCAAAAGGAAAGAAGAAAUUGCUGUGUCCCAUAUUCCAGUCAGAAUUGUUGAGGAGAAGAGAGCCAUGCUUGAUGGUGUCUAUGAACUUUCAGCUAAAGUAUCCCAAUCAGCUGUGAUUCAGGAGAAAGUUGAAAGGCAGAUUGAUUAUGUGGAAGAUGAGAAAAUAAUGCAUUCAGAAAUCAGAAAAGUUACCAAGCAGCAGAGCUCAAUAGGUCUAAGUCCUCCUGCUGAGGAAACAGAGCUAUCCCCUAGCAAAUCACCAGAUUCUUUAGAAUGUAGCCCAGGAAAGGAAUUUCCUUCAAGUGACAUAGCUGACACCGGUGCCAGUGAUUACUUGAAUAAAGCUGCACCGCUAGUGAGCACUGAGGGAGUAAAAGAAAUUAAGACCUUACCUGUUUAUGUCAGUUUUGUUCAAGUAGGAAAGCAAUAUGAGAAAGAGGUGCAACAAGGUAGUAUUAAAAAAAUUGUCAGUCAGGAAAGUAAGACAGUACAAGAGACGAGGGGGACAUUUUAUACAGCUAGGCAGCAAAAACAACCUCCUUCUCCACAAGGUAGUCCAGAAGAUGACACGCUAGAACAAGUGUCCUUUAUAGACAGCUCUGGUAAAAGCCCUUUGACGCCAGAAACACCGAGUUCAGAGGAAGUGAGUUACGAGUUUACAUCUAAAACACCUGACUCACUAAUAGCUUAUAUCCCAGGCAAGCCCAGCCCUAUACCUGAGGUGUCUGAGGAGUCAGAGGAGGAAGCAGAGGCUAAGUCAACAUCUGUGAAACAGGCAGAGGUUGAGGAACCACAGAUUGACAAAACAUUACCUAAUCUUAUAAAUAAGGACUCUAACAAAAGACCCAAAGGUAACAGAGUUGCCUAUAUUGAAUUCCCUCCUCCUCCACCACUGGAUGCAGAUCAAGGUGAAUCAGAAAAGAAGUCUCAUUAUUCCACUGAGAGUGAAAUGGAGAUGACUGAGGUGAACUUGCAAGACGAACACGACAAGUGCCAGCUGGCUGAACCUGUCAUCAGAGUACAGCCACCUUCUCCUGUGCCACCCGGAGCAGAUGUCAGUGACUCCAGCGAUGAUGAAUCCCUCUAUCAACCCGUUCCACUUAAAAAGUAUACGUUCAAACUGAAAGAGCUGGAAGAUGACCAGAAAGAGACCUCAAAACCCAAAGCCCCUGAAAAGAUUGAGAAACAGAAAGAGUUAGGACAUCCCACUUCUGGGAAACCCAAUGAGUUUGACAAUGGGGUUGAUUCACCCCAGAAUGAUGUAGUGCAAAAUGGGAGUAACAAUGACCAGUCUGUCACAGAGUGUUCCAUAGCAACCACUGCAGAAUUCUCCCAUGAUACCGAUGCGACAGAGAUUGACUCUCUGGACGGUUAUGAUUUGCAAGAUGAAGAUGAUGGUUUAACUGAGAGUGAUUCUAAACUUGCAGGUCCGGCAGUUGAAACCAAAAAGGACGUAUGGACUACAGAAGGCAUUCUAAAGCAGACUGAUCGCUGCUUUAGCCAGAGUAAGCUUGAAGUCAUUGAGGAGGAAGGCAAGGUAGGCCCUGAAGAAGACAAGACACCUUCCAAAGGUCCAUCUUCUGACAAAGCUGGAGAUAAGAGCGAUAAGAAGUCAGGGGCACAGUUUUUCUCUUUGGAAGGCAGACACCCUGACAGGACUGUAUUUCCUGACUCGUAUUUCAGUUACAAAGUAGACGAAGAAUUCGCAACACCUUUCAAAACUGUGGCCACCAAGAGUCUAGAUUUUGACCCGUGGUCGAAUAACCGAGGUGAUGAUGAAGUGUUUGAGACUAAAUCAAGGGAGGAUGAGGCUAAGCCAUUUGGCCUGGCAGUGGAAGACAGAUCUCAAGCAACAACACCUGACACAACACCAGCCAGAACUCCAACAGAUGAGAGUACGCCAACUAGCGAGCCCAACCCCUUCCCAUUUCAUGAGGGGAAGAUGUUUGAGAUGACUCGCAGUGGUGCAAUUGACAUGAGCAAGAGGGAUUUUGUUGAAGAAAGACUCCAAUUUUUUCAGAUUGGUCCACAGAGUCCAUGUGAACGGACAGAUAUAAGGAUGGCAAUUGUAGCUGAUCACCUAGGACUUAGCUGGACAGAACUGGCAAGAGAACUGAAUUUUUCUGUGGAUGAAAUAAAUCAAAUCCGAGUAGAAAACCCAAAUUCUCUUAUUGCUCAAAGCUUCAUGUUAUUAAAAAAAUGGGUUACCAGAGAUGGGAAAAAUGCUACAACUGAUGCCUUAACUUCUGUAUUGACAAAAAUUAAUCGAAUAGAUAUCGUGACCCUGUUGGAAGGACCAAUAUUUGAUUAUGGAAAUAUUUCAGGCACCAGAAGUUUUGCAGAUGAAAAUAACGUAUUUCAUGAUCCCAUUGAUGGUUAUCCCUCCAUCCAAGUGGAACUGGAAACUCCCACUGGGUUGCGCUUCGUGCCGCCCACCCCUUUGCACCAGGACGAUUUCCUUAGCGACACCUCUAGCCUAGAGUCACCCCUUAGAACUCCCAGUAGACUGAGUGACGUGUUAGUGACCUCCCAGGGACACGUAGAUGGUACAGCAGCAGCCCCGCCAGUGGUGACUGAAGAGGACACUUCACUGGAUGACAGCAAAGUUGAUUUCUCAGAGCCUAGAGAAGGAACUCCUAAAGAUAUUUCCGUAGGCGAGAGCCAGUUGGAGGAAGUGGACCUUAAAGAUUUUCCGCGGUAUCUCGGUAGUUAUGGCGGGAUAUCCAAAGAUGCUAAACAAAGGCAGAGUGAAGAGACUAGUAAAAGAGGAGUGAGGACUGAACAGCCUGAGAGAGAAAAGUCUGGUACUGAUGAGGAGAUGACGGCAGAAAAGUUUAAGUCUCUGUUUGAGGACAUUCAUCUGGAAGAAGGAGCUGAGUCUGAGGAGAUGACGGAAGAAAGAGUAUGGUCAAUUCUUAGAGGUGUUCAACAAGCAGAACGCGAAAUGUCUUCAAUUACAGGUUGGCAGCCUGACUCCUCCAGCGUCUCCGAGGCGCCGACGUCGGGGCGCAGGAUAGGUGGCAGCCUGCUGGAUCGCCUGGACGAGAGUUCGGACCAAUGUCGGGAUUCUGUUACCUCAUAUGUCAAAGGAGAAGCAGGGAAGCCAGAAACAAAUGGAAGCCUAUCCGAGUCCACAUCAGAGGCAAAAACUAAAUCCUACAUCCAGGAAGCUUUAAAUGAUGUGGGAAAACACAAUGACAAAGAAGCCCUGAAAACAAAGUCCCAGAUCUCAGCUUCUACUGAUGAGCAAACAUUAUCAUCAACAGCGUAUCAGAAAUCUUUGGAAGAGACCAGCAAGCCAGCAACAGAAGGCAGCAAAACAUCUGUGCCUGUCAGUGUGAAGAAGAUGGGCUGGAGUACUUCUGAGGAUGGCAAGCCAAGAACAAGCAUCCAAGAGGAGGAGGGAGCAGUAAUGUCUGAACAGAAGGAGUGUAGUGACAGUGACAGUGAGAUUGAGAGUGACUCAAGCUCAGGUGAAGAGCAGAGAAUUACCACGAGGGUUUACCGGCGGCGGUUGAUUCUGAAGGGUGAGGAAGCAAAAAACAUUCCUGGUGAAUCUGUAACAGAGGAACAGUUUACCGAUGAAGAAGGCAACGUCAUCACGAGAAAAAUCACCCGGAAGGUAGUAAGACGUAUUGUUAUCCCCCAUGAGAGGAAACUUGGUGAAAUGCAGGGAGAAGCUUAUAAGGUUAAGACAAAGAAAGAAGUCAGACACGUGGAGAAGAAAAGUUACUCAUGAAAGCUGAAAGCCAACCACUGAACGUGUGCUUUUACUGCCAGUAUUCUAGAGGGACACUCACGGAAGAAAAAUCAACAGGAAUUAAACAUUCACCUAUAAAAGUGUGCGUGUGUUUGCUGCUUCCCCACAUUAACCGCAUGGUUUUUAUGCAAAAAGAAAAAAAAAACAAACAAAAAAAAUCCCAAACAAAAAAAUUAAUUUAGCAUGAGCCAAUUUACAGAGCAUGGAAAUUCACGUUCAUUCACAGGAUUGGAGGGUGCUCAGUUACCAAUGCAGUGUAUAUACAAGAUGCCAUGCUGUUAACAGCUUCUCUCAAGCAGUUUGAUGUCAUCUCAAAAUAAAUAAAUUCCUGUGGCCAGAGAGGAUGUGCGAAGACGAAAUGGUUAAACCAUGGAAAGACACUAAAAAUACUAAAAUCCACAACAGCUCGCCUUAUUUUUCUUGGACCCAAACUGUCAGGGUAUAAAACACUAUUUGUUUCUUUUUUAAACAUCAAUAGUUUUGCUGUAAAUAAAUAACACUGUAUAAAUUCUAACAAAAUAGAAUAAGUGUUGAUAAGGCACUGCCUUUUCGAUCACAAACAGAAUAUUGCAAAUGCAUUGAGCAGGCUAGGUGUCUCAAAUGGCUGCACCUACAGGGAUAUUCUGGGUGUAUCUUCACAGAUUCUUGUAUAUUAGCAAUUAUAAUGUUUGUAUAUGCAAAAUCGCUAGCUUGAUUUUAAAAAAAUCUUUAAAAUCUGCUGCAAAUUUAAAUGAUUCCCAAAAUGAGGAAUUCUGUAGUUCUGUGAAAAUUUUUCUUCAGAGUACUAAUAUUUUGAUGCAUGUGUUUCACCUUAUUUUGAUUAAAUCUUUUCCAGUUUUGCAAACACUAUUCCGCAACAUGAAAAAUAAGAUUUUAUCUGUAAACACAAAGCCCUUCAUCUAAUAUUUGUUGCUGUUGCCAAUUUUUCAAUGAAAUGACCUAAGACCCAUAACAUACACAGUAGUUGCAUUAUGGGGAGGGGGGUGCUAUCUGUUCUUGCUUUAUAAUGGGGGUAAUGCUUGCAGCUUUAGAAGUGGGUUGGUGCUCUAAGGAGCACAAGUUUGGGAUAUUUUUAAAUGAACUGAAGAGAAAUUAUUAGCUAAUAGACUGGCAGCACGCUGUAAAAUUAUUACUGUAUUGUGUACUGGCUAUAAGAUGUAGAAUCUUUCAGUAAGCCAAUCAUCUGUAAUCAUCCUAGCAGUGUAAUAUUAGGUUGUUAAGGCUGCUGUGUUUUAAAGGGCAUUUUUAUUUGGUUUUUGGUGAAAUACUUUAAUUUGUUGAUUAUAUUCAUAUGGAAACAGCAUUCAUUGAUAAUAGCUCUAAUUACAUAUGUAUGAAAACAACAAACACUGGAUGAUCUAGUUGAUUAUUUAAGCAUAAAAUAAAUUGUGUUAAAACUCUUGGAUAA
Molecule: messenger RNA, 14006 nt
Organism: Serinus canaria (Common canary)
Lineage: Eukaryota; Metazoa; Chordata; Aves; Passeriformes; Fringillidae
Gene: ANK3
Product: ankyrin 3
Exons: 47
Coding region: 77-12577 (4166 amino acids)
Biological process (GO): signal transduction; regulation of cardiac muscle contraction; protein localization to T-tubule
Cellular component (GO): T-tubule
Molecular function (GO): protein binding
Source: RefSeq, a predicted model, not a curated record